AUGUCCCUGGCAAACCAGAAUUAUUUCCUGACUGGUGGACUGUCUCAAGAAAACAGGCGCAGAUCAGGAGCUGACGCAGUAAACCAGAACUGUCGCCAUCCUUUUUUUUUGACGUCCAACCCUCUGAAGUCCAACCCAACGACGUCAAACCCUCCGACGUCCAACCCACUGACGUCCAACCGUCCGACGUCCAACCCUCUGACGUCCAACCGUCCGACGUCACUCUCUCUGACGUCCAAUCCAACGACGUCCAACCCACCGACGUCCAACCCACCGCCGUCCAACCGUCGGACGUCCAACCCACUGACGUCCAACCGUCCGACGUCACUCUCUCUGACGUCCAAUCCAACGACGUCCAACCCUCCGACGUCCAACCCACCGACGUCCAACCCACUGACGUNAAACCAGGAUUGUCACCUGCCUGCUGGAUUGUCUCAAGAUAACAGGCGCAGAUCAGGAGCUGACGCAGUAAACCAGGAUUGUCACCUGCCUGCUGGAUUGUCUCAAGAUAACAGGCGCAGAUCAGGAGCUGACGCAGUAAACCAGGAUUGUCACCUGCCUGCUGGAUUGUCUCAAGAUAACAGGCGCAGAUCAGGAGCUGACGCAGUAAACCAGGAUUGUCACCUGCCUGCUGGAUUGUCUCAAGAUAACAGGCGCAGAUCAGGAGCUGACGCAGUAAACCAGGAUUGUCACCUGCCUGCUGGAUUGUCUCAAGAUAACAGGCGCAGAUCAGGAGCUGACGCAGUAAACCAGGAUUGUCACCUGCCUGCUGGAUUGUCUCAAGAUAACAGGCGCAGAUCAGGAGCUGACGCAGUAAACCAGGAUUGUCACCUGCCUGCUGGAUUGUCUCAAGAUAACAGGCACAGAUCAGGAGCUGACGCAGUAAACCAGGAUUGUCACCUGCCUGCUGGAUUGUCUCAAGAUAACAGGCGCAGAUCAGGAGCUGACGCUGGCUGUAGCAUGAGAGCUCUGUUUUGGAGCGUGUUGGUUCUGUUUGUCGCCUAUUAUUUCAUGAGCGGGAACAACCCCGUCACCAACAACAAUGCAGGAAUUGUUCUAGACAGAAGCGGAAGAUUGAAAAUUGGACCUGGCGAUGUCGACCAAUUGAUAAGCACGAUCAGUGGUGGUGCUGGUAGAAGUGGAGCAACGGCCGUCUAUUUUAAGAGAGCUGUUCCCAGAGAUAGGGUCAACACCACAGUAACAGCUCACCACAUCAUACCGCGAGCUGCGAUCAGGGAUGCAAUUAUAUUCGCCCACCAGGACAAUCCAGCCCGAUUCAGAGAGGAUCUUGAAGAUUACAUCAAUCUGCCAGCAAUCAGAGAAGUUAUUGAAAUUUAUUUGCUAGACCCGGACAACGUUGACGCUGAUGGCAACAUUCCUCUUCGUACACCUGAAAGAGUUGGCCCAAUUCUGUACAUGGCAUUGACGUGGUUACGAACCAAUUUAGUUUAUGGCCCCCAGCCUCAUGAGCGCCGGGAUGACCCGAGAAACGGCCUUGACAGACAUUAAGGCCUUUCUGGCCUUAAUGUGCAAACUCCUGAGUACCAGGAGGCUGCCAGAAGGGCAUGGAAUGCUGUUAACCCGAGAAAUCGAGCUCGGAACUUCGGAGAAUUUGUUAGAGCUGCAAGAGAAUUGACCCAGCCAGAAGUAAUAUGGGUGCAGGAUGAAAAUGGCAGAUACUAUGCAACAGCAGCAGCAGCAAUAGCUGCAGCAGCAACAGCAACCA
Hyalella azteca is the source of this 1726-nucleotide messenger RNA. RefSeq lists its product as uncharacterized. Lineage: Eukaryota; Metazoa; Arthropoda; Malacostraca; Amphipoda; Hyalellidae. The record is from RefSeq and is a predicted model, not a curated record. The transcript is spliced from 3 exons. The coding region runs from base 1 to 1509 and encodes 502 amino acids.